UUUGCAAUAGAGCAUAAAUUCUGCUAUGUAUACCUUGUCGAACAAUUAGCAUUUUCAUUAGAAUUUUUCAGCUGUCUUCUUUGCUGACCCUGCAACUCGCCUGGAGACCAAUGGUGACGGCGAGCUGGUUCCCCAACGAAGAGAACGUUAUGUAUUUCGCCCAAUUCUCAUCAAGAUACUCGAAGGCUUUUUUGCUCAAUCGCCAUUCCCGGACCUCAAUAAAAGGGUGGAAAUCGCUACUACCUGUAAUCAAGUUCUGCAGAUUGAAAAAAGAGGAGUUGGACUGAUGCCAAAAGAGGUUGUUUCACCUCAAGUGGUGGCCAACUGGUUCGCGAACAAGCGAAAGGAAUUGAGAAGACGUUCACAAGAAGCAAGCGAAGCUGCAGCUGCUGUCGCCACCGUAGCCAGUCAGGCGGCUACCGCAGCAAAUGCAGCUAAUGAGGAGGCAACGAGUUCUGGUGUUGGCUCAACACCUUCUCCAAUAAUGGAGGAGAGUGAACCGAUGGACCAACAAGAGACCGAAACUCGCCCAUUGGAUGUAGUAGCUCUGGCGGCUCGUUUGGGCAUCACCUUUCCACAGCUACCAACUUCAUCUGCAGAAACCACUACUGCAUCCGAUACGCCAUUCUCCCAGGCGCUUCCCAUAGCUACCUUAGCAUCUCAGAUACUGGCAGCUAGCCAUAAUUUAGCGUGCUAUAGUAAUGAUUCGCAAUCUCCAUUAGGCAUGGGUUCGCUGGCAAGUCAAAUACUACCUGGUGCUAAUUCU
Messenger RNA from Cylicostephanus goldi, 766 nucleotides. The record is from the annotation of a GenBank genome assembly. NCBI's taxonomy places the organism in Eukaryota, Metazoa, Nematoda, Chromadorea, Rhabditida, Strongylidae.